Messenger RNA from Drepanopeziza brunnea f. sp. 'multigermtubi' MB_m1, 741 nucleotides. RefSeq lists its product as uncharacterized. Gene Ontology annotation, molecular function: protein binding. The record is from RefSeq and is a predicted model, not a curated record. Lineage: Eukaryota; Fungi; Ascomycota; Leotiomycetes; Helotiales; Drepanopezizaceae.
AUGGCAUCGAACCGCCUUCGACGAGUAGCCAAGGAGAUGGCAGAUAUCCAGAACGAUGCGGAGUCUAAGAUCCUCUGCGAAGCAGCAGAUGGGCAAGACCUGACGCACCUUCAUGCCUCAUUUCCGGGGCCUCCAGACACGCCAUAUGAGGGCGGCACAUACGUGGUCAAUAUCGUUAUCCCCAACGAAUAUCCCUUCAAGCCUCCGAUCAUGAAGUUCAUCACCAAGCUGUGGCACCCGAAUGUUAGCAGCCAAACGGGAGCUAUCUGUCUGGAUACCCUAGGAACAGCCUGGUCACCGGUUCUCACUAUCAAAUCCGCCCUCCUCUCUCUCCAAUCCCUCCUCAGCACACCCGAACCGAAAGACCCGCAGGACGCAGAGGUGGCCCGUAUGCUCAUGAAUAACCCCGAACAAUUCCAGCAGGUUGCGCGAGAGUGGGCUGUCAAGCAUGCUUCGGCGCCCACGUCAACGAGUUGGGAUGCUACGAGAGCCUCGCAGACGUUAGCCAAGCCGAAGUCUCAGAAAUUUCUGAGUCAAGAAGAGGAGGAGCGGCAAUUGGCUUUGAGAUAUCAAGGGUACAACAGAGACCUGAUUGACAGAUUCGUUGCCAUGGGGUUCGAGCUAGAUUCGGUGGUCGCUGCAUUCCUCUUCGUCAGUAUCGACAGGAACGAUGGGCAGGACUACGAGCUCGAGGAGGCAUACAUGGGAGACAUCACGGCCCGGCUCUUGGGCGAGCCCUGA